GCAAAGUCUUUUUCUCUAGUAAUAAAAGUUUCCUUGCAGAGUGAGGAUCCUUUUACAGGAAAAACAUACAACAAGACAUACAAGGAAUACAAGAUAUUCAGAUAUGGCCACGCCAGAUCCUACUUUGAUUUUAAGUAGCCUGGUAACCGUGGAAAAGGACAGUGCAGAAAUUGAAUAUUUGGUUUGGUUUUACCGUGUGGAAGAUGCUUCCCCCUGGACUUAUGCAAUUUUAGCUUUAUGUUUUGUGUCACUCCUGGUGGGUUCCCUCAUUCUGGGAAUAGGCAUAAUGGCAAACAGGAAUAGGAAGAGCAUAGCAAAAUACAGAUCAUCAGCUGGUGAAGAAAAAGUUAAAAUGAUGAAUCAAGCAAUAAAUGGCAAGCACCCUUUACCCUCUUGCACAGAAGCUGAUCCUGCUGAUUCAAUAAAGAUGGCACUUAAAGCAAAUCUUCCUGACUAUUUUACAGAAGGCAACAUCAUCAUACAUUGGAAAGAUGGAAAUGUUACAUCACUUUUUACCAACCAAUCAGAGGAAGCUGUGUAGCUAGUCAAAACCAAGAGCAUGGAAACAGCCACCAAAAAUGUAUCUUUCUUUCUUUCAUUUAGUGUUGUCCACAAUGCUGGACAACAAUUCCUAACAGAUGGCUUCCUUUAUGAUUUACUCUCUUUUUUCUAUUCAUAAAAUUAAGUAUUUCAACCUAAUCUAUUUAAACCAUAAUCAGUUCAAGUUAUAUUAGUAUAAUUACACCAUAAAAUAGGACAACCUCAAUGCAUGUUUUUUUAUGA
Polypterus senegalus (gray bichir) is the source of this 783-nucleotide messenger RNA. RefSeq names its product solute carrier family 51 subunit beta. Gene Ontology annotation, cellular component: plasma membrane. The record is from RefSeq and is a predicted model, not a curated record. Bases 104 to 541 code for a protein of 145 amino acids. Lineage: Eukaryota; Metazoa; Chordata; Cladistia; Polypteriformes; Polypteridae. Gene Ontology annotation, molecular function: protein heterodimerization activity; transmembrane transporter activity. The transcript has 4 exons. Gene Ontology annotation, biological process: bile acid and bile salt transport.